AAUUCAGCAGGUACCUAUAUGAUAUUUACAUAUAUAUAUAAAUAUUAAUAUUAUUUCUAGUGUCAAGGUGGGCACGACCUUCCUGUUUGAGAUGGACCAACUCACUGGAUUAUAGAAUAUUCAUCAUAUUGACAUCAACUGGACUAAUUGGACAGACCAGCAAGAAUAUUCUCCUACUCACAACAUGAAGCCUCCUCCACGCUGGUUUGGAGCAGCAAGUUUGUGCUUGUGUUGGCUCCAAACUGUCCUCAGCAACUCCACACACCUGGAGUCCCUUCUGGACCAGUACCGGGACAAGGAUGAGCAGUGGUGGACGGCCAGGACCAGAGGAAAGAGAGCCAUCAGUGAGGGGGACAAGCACCUCAUCUUAGACCUGCACAACAAGCUGAGGGGUCAGGUCCACCCUCCGGCCUCCAACAUGGAGUACAUGGUGUGGGAUUACGAGUUGGAAAGAAGCGCCGAGCACUGGGCUCAUACCUGUCGAUGGGAACACGGGCCGAGUUACAUGCUGACUCAAAUAGGCCAAAACCUCGGAGCACACUGGGGCAGGGACCGCCCUCCCACCUACCACGUGCAGGCCUGGUACGAUGAGGUGAGGUACUACAGCUACCCUUACUCCCAGGAGUGUAACCCACACUGCCCCUUCAGAUGCUCCGGACCUGUUUGCACUCACUACACUCAGCUGGUGUGGGCCACCAGCAAUCGUAUUGGCUGUGCCAUCAACGUGUGUUACAACAUGAACGUGUGGGGGAUGAUCUGGACUAAAGCCGUCUAUCUGGUCUGCAACUACUCCCCACCUGGAAACUGGUGGGGUCAUGCGCCCUACAAAUAUGGCGCUCCUUGUUCCGCAUGUCCAGCCAGUUACGCUGGAGGCUGCAGAGACAAUCUCUGCUACAAAGACGGAGGUGUCGAGAGGCGUCCUGCUCCGGAGACCGAGGAGACCAACUACAUUGAACCCGAACCGGAUGCCGUGAGAGAGAGGGAGCCCCAACCCAGGGCCCAGACGCCAAAGCCCUCACAACCCUCAGAGGACGUUGACAGGAACCGAGUGGUCAGCACUGAGCAGAUGUCCCAGCAGGUGGACUGUGACACCAAGCUGAGAGAUCGCUGCAAAGGUACAACCUGCAACAGAUACGAGUGUCCACCCGGCUGCCUUCACGCACAUGGAAAAGUGGUUGGGAGCACAUUUUACGACAUGCAAUCCAGUGUGUGUGGCGCGGCGCUGCAUGCGGGCGUGAUUGACAACGAUGGAGGAUGGCUGGAUGUUACCCGACUUGGUAGAAAACAACACUUCUCCAAAUCAUACAAGAAUGGAAUUCAGUCGAUUGGGAAGAACAGAAGUGCCAAUUCCUUCAAGAUAGAGUCGGUUCCUAUCAAGGCGGUGACGUGUGACACCACCGUGGCGUCGUACUGUCCCUUUAAGAAGCCCGUGCGACACUGCCCCAGGUUGUAUUGUCCCAGAAACUGUCUACGUGAGAGUCAAGGCAGAGUCGUCGGAAGUAAAUAUUACUUUGAUAAAUCCAGCAUCUGCAGAGCAGCCAUUCAUGCCGGAGUCCUCCAGAGUGAGUCUGGAGGUUACCUGGACGUGAUGCCAGUGGAGCGCAGGAGGCAGCACAGCGGUAGUUCCCAGAACGCCAUCACUUCAGAGAGCUUGCUCCAGACGACAGGAGGGAAAGCCUUCAGAGUCUUUGCUGUCAUCUGAAGUGUCAAGAACACACUUUCUCACUCAUAACCAGCAGAUGAGGUCGGCCCAAGGACCAAGUACCCACACAGGAAAAC
Messenger RNA from Entelurus aequoreus (snake pipefish), 1779 nucleotides. RefSeq names its product cysteine-rich secretory protein LCCL domain containing 1b (gene crispld1b). The transcript has 15 exons. The record is from RefSeq and is a predicted model, not a curated record. Gene Ontology annotation, cellular component: extracellular region. Bases 185 to 1702 code for a protein of 505 amino acids. NCBI's taxonomy places the organism in Eukaryota, Metazoa, Chordata, Actinopteri, Syngnathiformes, Syngnathidae.